Messenger RNA from Cyanidioschyzon merolae strain 10D, 2439 nucleotides. RefSeq lists its product as hypothetical. Lineage: Eukaryota; Rhodophyta; Bangiophyceae; Cyanidiales; Cyanidiaceae. The record is from RefSeq and is a predicted model, not a curated record. Gene Ontology annotation, molecular function: metal ion binding. Bases 1 to 2439 code for a protein of 812 amino acids. The transcript has a single exon.
AUGAAAUACGGUCACCGUCUUCGGGCGUUUUACGAGGUUUUCGGGGCAGCGGAUCAGGUGGGCCCGGACGGCACUGCGCCCGACGCUCGGGAGCGCCCUGCACCUGGAACGGCGCCGAAGAGCCGCGCGUCCGACUGGCACCGACAAGUCGAGCCUGAGGUCGUGUGCGACGUAGCCGAGAAUGCCGGCCGUGACUCCUCAGCUGGCUACGAGACUUCAGCCUCGUCGGGGGCCGGUGGUGGCCGCGGCAGCUCGCAGCGCUCGCUUUCACCGGUGCCAGCGGAAGACACCACCCCGGAAGCUGACCCGCUGCCGGAUGCUGCUGUGAUGGGACCACGAGCACCAGCGUCGCAGCUCCCGGACCUGCGCUCUGAGCUCGGUGAUCGAUACCGCGCUCUGUACGCCAUGUACAAGGCGGGAAAGGCCGCUGUCCGGUGCAUACGCGCAACCAUGGACGAGCACGCACCAAGGGCUCAUCAUCGGACAUCAGUGCCCCCAGAGGCGCUGGGCAGACGCUCCCGCUAUUUGAAGCUGCUGGGCAAUAAUCUGCAGCUGAGUCGGAUCCCCAGUGACCUCGAGCAGGUGUUUGAUGCGGUUUGGGUCUUUUUCGACUCCAUUAUCCGAGAAAUUGGGGCGUUUCGAAGAGUUUUCGAAGAGCGCACAGCUGACUUGCAGUGCCGCCUGGAUGUGCUGCGCCAACAGGGAGCAUCUAGCAGCGUGCGUGGCGCGCUGGAGCUGGGCGCGGAGGCGGAGCAGGUUCUAGUGUGCUUGCAGAUUGCCCAGGUUGCCAUUGGAAAGAUUUUGAAAAAGUUCACCAAGGCGUUGGCUCUGAUCGCAUCGGACGAAGCGGCGGCUCGCGGCUGGCAUGGUUGGGAUGUUGCGGAUGUGCGCGAAGACGCGCUCGAAGGCGCAGGCCAGAGUGAGAGCGAGCAGAGCUCCACGACGACGACGUCAGCGACGCCGGCCGGCAGCGGCGGUAGGAGCGACGCCGAUGGCGUUGAUAAGCGGCGAGGCGGUACCCGCGGCGUUGGCAACGCCGCCCCGAACGCUAUUCAGGAUGCAAAACUCGAGCGUGCUGUACGGUUGGCCAUGUGCGGGUCGCUGAGCUCGGCCCUAGCGCUGGAUCCCUCUGAAGAGGCACCGCCGCUGGUGCUGGUUACGCGCCUUCGCAGAUUCCUGGUGCAGCAACCUUUUGUGUGCGACCAAAGACGGUUGGGCUUUCUCGCCGAUCUACGCCACCGUAAGGAUUGCGCAGUUCUGGCGCUGCACCGCAUCUUAGAAAGCCUAACACCAGCUGCGACCGGGGAUGAUGCGGCGCUGGGUGGUGCCCCUACCGGGCAGCUGCAUACUGCGGCGGCAUGUGCCCCAGGUCGGGGCGUCGAUGGCGAUCAGCGCACGUUAGGCGCGCUCACGCUGUUGCGGCACGUUUUGGACGAUGUGCCUCCGCCAGGUGAGUACUCUUUGCAUGCUCCCUCAGCGCAUCUACCAGCUUUGCCGCCCGGCGGGCGUGUGCGACCUUUCGCAGAGGAGUGCCGCCUCUUAGCCCGCCAACUCGAGUCGCAGCUGGCGGCCUACAACCCGACUACAGAUCCAUCGUCGCCAUACGAGGUUGCGACACGCUUCUAUCUGGCGAACGUGGCUGCCUCUGGACCGGCGGUGACGGCCGAAGCUUUUCUCCGAGCUGCGCGAUCCGUUCCUAUGCACUUUUUGUGCCCAAUAUGCCUGGAUAUGCUUUUUGAGACCGUCGAGCUCCCCUGCAGACAUCGUUUCUGCGAGGUCUGCAUCCAAGAGGCACGCUUUUCCGCAGAGCUACAAGGCGCUACGCUCUCGUGCCCGUUGUGUCAGCCGGGUCUGUAUCGCCGACACUGCUGCGAAACAGCGGACACGUCAGCGGUGCAGGCCGCGAGGCACGCAUCGGCAUCGCCCGAGGAAUGCGUGUCGAGCGCCGAGCGCGAUGCGCUGUCUCCUGCGGAUGCGUGCGCACGGACGGAGCAACGCGAGCGGCGAGCGUCCUCUAUUGACGGGUUACUGCGUGCUGCGUUUCCCGCGCAGUGGCGACUGCGCGAGCGGCAGGCGCGUGCAACCCGUGAGAUGCUCGAACGUCGUCGACGCUUCCGCGAACGCGUCGCGCAUCUGGAUGCUGCCAAGCUGCGCAGCAGCGGGAAUCUCGAGUCUGUGGCGCGGAAGCGGUUUCACUGGGUAUGCCAGUGCUUUGGCGAUCGUAGUGGCAGAGCGCGGCCAGUUGCGACACCUCCGCCUUCCGCAGGGGAUGCGGUGGCUGAUGUGGAACCUGCAGCCGACGGCAGGCGGGCAGGUCUCGUGGAUGCGCGUGCUGGCGUGCUCGGGGACCCCAAGCCGGAUGCCGCUGCGCAGACGCAAGGGAAGCCCGCGACGAGCGUGCCCCAAAAUCGAGCGCGCAGUGCCUGUAGUAUCGCAUGA